GUCGCGAAGUGUCAAAUGUGUCAAGCUGACCGAGUGUGCGUCCAUGUUCCUUAUCCGCUAGAUAAUAAUUUUUUCCGGUUAAAACACGAUCUCGAGGAUGAUCGCCGAAGACGUGUCACGCGAACAGCAACGCGAUCAUUGACGCUGCUCGUACGUCCUUUUGCGCAUUACAUUAGAUAUCGCGUCGUCGUGUGUCACUUUUGUAUUCACGGAAACACGAUCGACAGAAUGUCGUUGGACGCGAUAUCGUUGAUUGAAGGCUUCGCCGUACACCCGAACGACUGGUAUUCUCCGGUGGAUCGCGUCGAUUCCGUGCGCUGAGUCAUAUUUAAUUAAUACACACACGCACAGUGUGUUGCGCAGCAGACGAGCAACACACAUGCCGAUGACAUCGACGCGAACGCUCAGUUAUGACGCUUACACGUAAUUGUCAACGAAGAAAAACGACAACACUCGGCCAACGAAAGCAACACUAUCACAGCUGUCACGCUACGUAAGAAAAAAAAACGAUAUUAUUUACUUGCUCAGCAGAAGAAAGCGCAGACAUGGUGCGCGUGAUAACGGUGCACAACUUCCUGGGGCAGAAUGUCACCCAGAUCGAGGAGCCCACGGCUACGUGCACGGCCACGACCAACCAGUCGCGCGAGAUGCUCCUGCUUGCGCUGCCCACGCAUUGCGUGGAGGUGUGGGAGCUGAUGAGCUCGGAUGUCAAACUUUAUACCGUUUUUCCCACAGUGGACAUGAUCAAUCAAAUGGCACAUUGCGCCAAGGGGGAUUAUGUUGUCACGCUGGAAUCAAAAUAUCUCAGAGACACCGUGAGCAAUAAUCACGCGAACAGAGUCACAUCUAAUUUUGUAAGGAUUUACGUGAACUGGGCCGCGGUGAAGGACCAGAGCCAGCCGAUGCGGGCCAGGAUCGCCGGCCGCGUCACGCCGAGUUUAAAUCGACCGUUGAACAGUCUGGAGAUGAUAGAGCUACCUCUGAGCGUACAGCCCACGUUGAUCGCUUGCUGCCAGAACACCGGCAAUCUGCUGGUGGCCUCGGAGAACAGCGCCAUUCUGCACGAGUUCAAGAUCGAAACUCAACAAGUAUCAAAAAUGAAGUUCAUCGACUUCGAGCCCAGACCCUGGUCGCUCGGAUUCACAUUCGCACCUACGCACAUGGAGAUCGUGGAGGAUUUUAUAGCAAUCAUGGAUAGCACAAAUUUAUCGGUUUUCCGUCUCACGAAUUCGAUGUACGAGGAUAUCGACCAACUUAGCUCUUUAGCUUCCACAAAUUCUUCUUCUGUCGACAAGACGUCCAUAUCCACGGACUCGUCUCUCGUAGAAAAUAGCCUUGGAAAUGAAGACGUGUUGCCGCAAAGCGCGAACACAAAGCACAAAUCCGUAGAUCAAGACUGUCAGUCUGUGACUCUCGAAAAUAUCGACACGGUAGCGACAAGUAACGCGAAACCUAGAGAUAAGAAACACAAAAGCACAAAGAGAACCAUAUGGAGCAAGUUAGAAAUAAACGAUCUCAACAAAACAAAGUCGAGUAGCAAUAAGAAUUACAUAGACUGGGAACGUUUGAUAUACAACGAGAAAGAUGAGAUGCAGAGGCUAAUCGGGCAGGGAGUUGUUGAUCCCGCCUCGCAACAGUUAACGGUGAGUUUUCCGUCGAUAAGUCUAGAAAGAGCCGGACCGGGACACGCCGUCAGUCCCUUCACGUUGAAUUCGGCCGACGUGAGAAUCUUCAUCAAAACAACCUCGCCCGAUGUCGGCUGGUCGGAGAAUUACGCGAUAAAAAAUUUACUAUGUCUACAAAUUAACGCCGGUGACAAUAAUGUCAAAGUAGAUGGAAUUCUAGAAGUUUUCAGAUCUCUGGUGUUGAAGCCGUUGUACGUGAAAAAGGAAUGCAACACCACGGGUGUGAAGAAGUCUAUGCUGAAGUCCGACAGAUACAAACACCUACAGGGUGUAAGUUGCUUUGUUUGCACCACGCAGGAAGGAUAUCUGUACCACUUCUCGGCAACGAGCAACGGUUCUCUGGACGCGACAUGUCUGACCACUUAUCCGUUCACCGCGCCUGUUCACCAAGUAGCGUUAGAGCACACGAUACUUCACGCGUUAACUGAGGCUGGUCUCGAGUCCUACACGUUACGUCUUUCUCAUCAUAUCGCGAAGCUGUCAAACUGCACUGACAGCGUUAAGAUGACUUGUCCCAGUGUUACAGAGCCGGUGAGUCUGAUCGGCCUGAGACCGUUUCUGGGAAUACAAAGACUGUUGCACACGAGAAGCUACAUAGUUCUGCUGGCCAAGGCGGACUGUUCGUGGACCAUGUACUCUUUAAAUCUCCCGAAGCUCGAGAAUGUUUACUUCGACAUCUUGAAUGCAGCGAAGAAUCACAAAUCCUCCAGUCCGAGCACCUAUCGACACUUGCUGGAAGAGGCGCACGCGUUGAUACGCUUGGCGAAGGACGUGUCCUACAAUAACGGUCAGCACAACGAGGAAUUCGACGAUGCGACGCACAAAAAUGAUCUCAAGUUGAAGAAUCUCUAUAAUCAAUCCUGCGCGCUGCUCGCGGACUAUUACAUACGAUCAGAAAUUGAGUCGGAUUGGGAUUUGUGUAUUCCCUAUUAUAAGAUGUCUGGGUUGAAGCCUUCGGAGGUGUUGUCGAGGAAAUCUAGUCAAGAUGCGCCAGGACUCCUGACGUAUCUAACCGACGCAUUGCUCACGAUGAAAAGCGGAUCCGAGGCGGACGCGCUGUUCCAAGGGUACAACAUUAUAGAAAUUAUUUGCAAGCUGGAGAAAGUAGAUCUGUUGAAAUUGAUUUUUGGCAGUCCGGUGCUGAGGGAAUACGCAACCGAGAAGUUGAUAAGUCUUCUUCUGACGCACGAGACUGACGACACCGUUAAACUCGCCCUGGCGCUGUUGUACAUUCAGGCGGACAAGCAGGAACAGGCGGAAAAGGCGUUAGAGCCGGUUUCUGUGCAAUGUAUCAAGCAGAUCGUUUUGGAGCGCUGGGAAUUGCUGUUCGACGUGACCGCGGUGAAGAAGAGAAGUCCCAUAAUACCGACCUUCUCGGAUUUUGCUGGUAUCUUAAUGCUCAUGAAGAACGUCACCUUCGCGGACAUGCUGAUACAGAUAAUAGAGGAUGAGGGCGCGUUGUCGUUGCACCAGAUCAUACAAGUGUUCUUGGAAUAUUUGCCGUCGCGGGUCGGCAGAGACGGGCACAACGCGGCUGCCACGUUGCAGGUAUUUCUCGAGAAGUAUCUGCACAAUUACUUAAGCUCGAAAACAAUGAUGGACUGGCCGCCGAUUAUAAAUAAAAAUCAGAUACGCUCGGACUUCGCUCUCGUCGAGGCCUUCAAGCUGUUGGUACGUUCGUACUUAGGCAAAUUAACUCAAACAAAAGUUUAUAAGACUGAGACCAAAGAGGAUCAAGAGGAGAACGACAAGGAAUACUUUAUGUUCGCCAAGUAUCGACCGAGCUACUUGAACAAGAUGCCACCGUACGCCAAAGAUUACCAAAGAAUUUUUAACACGAGCGAUUUUAAGGACUUGGAGAAGGACUUUGCGUCCGAAUCCGAAAAGACUAUACCCAAGGAACUGUUUAGACUGCAAUCCGUAUUGUCGUGCGAAUUUCUGCCGGUCGAGUGUUUGCACGAGGUCAAGCAGUUCCUCGAAACGCAAAACAUCGAUGGAAGCUUAUCUCUCAAGACAUUAUGCAUUCACAAUACCGAAGAAGUAACGACGCUUUUGAUGGACAAUUGCCCGCAGGCUGUAGUACAAUACGCGAAGGACAAAUAUACGAAAGAUACAGAGUGGAAAUACCUCAUUGAGUUAACACGAGAUAAAAUCACCGCGUCAGCGUCGCAAACGGAACUUCAGGUCUUGUACACGCAAAUUAUGAAAGAAAUCUUGAAUUACUUGCCGCACGCCUUGCCUAUGAAGAGUCUGCAUCGCAUAUUGCCUCGCGACGAUAUGGCGACGUUUCAAAGAUGCACCGAGAUGUGCAAUGAAAUCAUGCACGCGGAUCACGUAAAGUCACUGAUAAUGGAAACCGGGCAGCAACUUUUGACAACGUUGAAGUUGUGAAGAUAAGUUUCCAUUUAAAUAUCACAUUUACUUACUAGCUAAUUUCUAGACGAGUGAUAAUUCAGGAGUGUGACGAAUAUAAAAAUUCCGAUAUCCUUCACGUUUUAAUAAUGUUACAAAUAUCGGAGAGAGACUUUUCAUGCACACACACACACACACACACAUACACUCUCUUGUAUUCGCAAAUUUAACCGUUUCUACAAAAGUUUCAGACGUAUGUUCCUGAUCGCUACAGUAACAUAAACCGAUGUUCGUUAGUGAAUAGAAAAUUGUGCUAAUUGUGCACGCAUUUUUAUCGACUAGAUAACUUUCAUUAAUUAUAAAAAUAUUUCGAAAAGACAAAUACUAAAAAUUCAUCUAUAUUAUAAUUGACUGUUGAAUUGUUCUAUAUAGAUAUAUUAUAUUGCGACUAAAAAUGUGAAAUCUGUUCCGAAGCAAGUGUAACGCAAUAAAUUAAAAUGCGCAAAAGUUACUAUAAAAUAAUAUAUAUAUAUAUGUAUGUAUAUGUAUCAAAAAAAACUAUAAAAACUCAAAGUGCAACGUUUUGCUCUCACGCGAGGAAAACGUUUCGUACUUUAAUUGAUUGCAUUUUAAAGAGCAAUCGUACAAUACUAAAAAAAAAAAACAAACGCCA
Pseudomyrmex gracilis is the source of this 4710-nucleotide messenger RNA. RefSeq names its product Hermansky-Pudlak syndrome 3 protein. The transcript has 3 exons. Gene Ontology annotation, cellular component: cytoplasm. Gene Ontology annotation, biological process: organelle organization. NCBI's taxonomy places the organism in Eukaryota, Metazoa, Arthropoda, Insecta, Hymenoptera, Formicidae. The record is from RefSeq and is a predicted model, not a curated record. Bases 546 to 4076 code for a protein of 1176 amino acids.